UAAAAUGGACAUUUUCUGAAAAGUUUGAAUACAAUAAAAGAAGGUUAUUCAGCAAUUUUAUACAGAUGGGCUAAAAUAGGCAAUUGAUUAUUUAUCACGUGACCAGUAAACGUUAUUUGACAGUUCAGACGAUUUUGUUGACAUUGGUUAUUGCAGGGUUCCUGAUUGCAAGAUAAAUAUGGCUUUGAUUUCAGGAAUGAGUGAUAUACGGGUCAUUAUCACAGUAGUAGCCAUAGGAGGAUGCUUGCUGACUCUCUACCCAAAGGUCUUUGCCCCAAUUCUCUCUAACUUGUUUGGAGGAGGAAGAACUAAAGAUAGAGGAGUACAGAACAAUCAACCAAAAAUGCCCCCUAGAGCUCAUCAUCCACGUGGCCCUGGAGGAGGAAAUGAAGGAAAUCCUCGUCCAUCAGGGAUGCCACCUAAUAUGGAUGCAGAAAUCGAAAGGCAUAUGAGGCAGGGACCACACCCUGGAAUGAGACAUGCAGCAGAAAUGAACAAACAACAAUCAAAAACUUCUAGUGGUCGGGGAGGCAUGAUGGGAAUGGUACUUCCUGUUUACGCUGUAGGCAUCAUUGGUUACCUGAUAUAUACACUGGUCAAAGUCUUUAACAAGAAGAAUAAAGGGGAAUAUGACAAAAAGCCUGGAUAUGGGAAGGUGAAAAACAAAAGUCCGAACACGUCAGAGGAGAGGUCUGUAGUGGAGGAGGCAUCACUGAGUGAUCUGAAGGAGAGCAGCGCUAAACUGUCCGAGCUGGAGAACCUAUUGUCUAAAGCUGAUGAUAAAAAUAUCAGUGCAGAUGAAAUGAGAGCUCUUCAAACAAGACUAGAAGAAACAGAGAAACAGAUGGCCAGGAUUCUGAAAGCCAUGCAGUCUGUGUCCUCAAAAGUAACAGAUGUAAUAGAAUCCAAAGAAGAAAAUGUAGAUUCAGAUGAUAAAGUAAAUAGUGACUCUGAGGAUCAGUCCUCACAGAAAGGAGAGGAGAGUGAGGAGGCACCUGCUGAGGAGAAAAGUGAAAGUAAGACUCAGAGGGAGGCUGAGGACCAAAGUGAAAGUAAAACUACAAAGGGGGACAAACAGGAAGAGGAAGUGAUUCUCUUGGAUGGACAAAAGGAUAAGGAUUCUGAAGAGGAAUCGGGGGUUCGCCAGAGGAAAGUCCAAGUUGAGGGGAAGGAGGAUUGAGGCUUUUUGUGGUGUAAUUUUGGUGAUGUGCAAUUUUUUUUAAACAGAUCUACUCUAUGUUUUCCAUAAUCAAUCAAUCAGUAUGAUUAGAAUUUUAGAGUGCUUAUAUCUGUUAGGUAUUCUCCUUAAGAUGAUUUUGAAAUUUGACAUUAACAACCAAACAAUAUUCAAUUCUUGCUCAAAAAGUACAGUUUAAGGUUAAGUCUUAAACAUGCAUAUCGUAGAUAGUUUUCGAUGUACAUGUACAUUAUUUUUUUGGGGGGGUAUAUUUGAUUAAGGAGAAUAGGUGAUUGGUGUAUAGCUUGUGACACUAAUAACAUGCUCAAGAUUGUGCAAGUAUUAUGCACCAACAAAUAUUUGAUUUUGCAGUGUGUUUGCACAUUUCAACUUCUUUUAACUAUCAAAAAUGUGAUUUCUUAUGCUUUGUUAUGUUCAAUAGAAUUAGUGUGAUGGUCUCAUGUUCUGUAUAUGUUGGAUUUUUAAAAAAUGCUGAAACUGUAUUUUUUAAAUCUUUAAAUGAGAUAAGUUUACUUUUGGGAAAAAAAAAUCAAUAGUGUGAUUUAAAACCAACAAAUGAAUGUGAUAGAUAUGGGCUCUGCUGAUCCUUUUAUCUGGUUGCAGUGCCCAUUGAUUUAUUUUAAUUGUGAAAUACAAUGUCAUGUGUUUGUGUUCAUAACAAUGGUUAUUGAUUUUUUAAAUAUUUGAUACUGGAAAAAAUACAACAAUGUAUAAUUUUCCUUGAAUAGAAUCUCAACAUGACCAAAUAGACUUGUUUUAGAAAACAUAUUAUUACUGCAGCAUGCCUUUGUUGUUCUUCCUCUACAAUCAUUUUUAUUUUACUUAGUCUCGUGAAAUCAACAAGAACUGCUUUACAUACAUUAUCAAUGUUUGUUUGUUUUUUUUUAUACAUAUGCACAUUUUUCAAUAUUUACUGAGUACUAGAAUUAAUCAAUUUUUCACUAUAUGUCUUUGGUGUUAUUUGAUGCUUUGUUCAUAUUACAGUCAGUCUAUUCAGUAUCAUCACUAAACUCUUUACAUCUGUAGUACUUCUAAUGUAUUAAAUCCAAUUAAAGAUAAGAGUUUUAAGGCCAGACCUUGAUUUACUACAUCCAGUGAUAUUGAUCUUAGACAAUGUCAUUUGAUUUAUUGGUUCUAUUUUUUUGUCUUAUGAUUCAGUUAUUCCAUGACAAAUAUCCAGUAAUAUAUUUAGAAGGAUAUGUGCACAUAUAGUCCCAAAGAACUUUAGUUUAUUUAUGAAUUUUACAUGUUAUUAAAUAGAUGUAUUUGUGUGUUUUGAGGUUUCUUUUGUUUACACAUUUUUAUUUUCUUUACUUUGUCUACUGCUUUAUUUACAUAACAUUUUUACACUUUAUCAUAAAUUAUUUGUAUUUAACACUCAUGUUAUGAAGAUAAAUUUCCAUGUAAUAAACUGUGUUAAAAGUUA
This is a messenger RNA of Saccostrea cuccullata (small rock oyster), 2624 nucleotides long. Its product is annotated as resistance to inhibitors of cholinesterase protein 3-like. Gene Ontology annotation, biological process: synaptic transmission, cholinergic; protein localization to cell surface. Gene Ontology annotation, cellular component: neuronal cell body; neuron projection; intracellular membrane-bounded organelle. The record is from RefSeq and is a predicted model, not a curated record. Bases 179 to 1180 code for a protein of 333 amino acids. Lineage: Eukaryota; Metazoa; Mollusca; Bivalvia; Ostreida; Ostreidae. The transcript has 6 exons.